AAUUGGCUGUGAGUUGUUUAUGAUUCAGACGCAGUCUAUUCAACUUGCAGGGGAAUUAUACACUAGCUCAAAGGUUAUUUUGGUGCAGCGAUACAACAAAUUCAGAAAGGUAAAAAAGCGAAAAUUAGCCGCAGAAAAAUGGUGAUAAUUGGUCCAUUGGUGAAUCCCGAAGAGGGUUUAGUCAAGAAAUUGGAAAAUGUCGAAAUGAAAAUCAAUCAAACACAAAUGAAUGCCGGAACACUGUACAUCACAGAAAAUUAUUUGCGUUGGCAGGAAACGGGUCGUGAAGAAGGCAUUUCGAUAGCAUGGCAAAGUAUAACGUUGCAUGCAAUCUCAAGUGUACCGGUCAAGUGUAUUUAUAUUAUGCUCGAUGUGCACAUCGACUAUCCACCGUCACAAGGCAACGGGCGAUUUCAUGCAAACAACGGCAACGAUGAACGAAUGGCCCAGGAUGGUGACAACGACGAAGAUGAUGAUGAUGAAGGCACAUGUGAAGAUGAAGAGCCACGAAUGACCGAAAUCUGGUACACACCACAUGAUGAAAAUCGAAUCGAAGAAAUCUUCGAAGCAAUGAAACAUUGCCAAAGUUUACAUCCCGAUCCAAAUGACAGUUUCUCUGAAGAAGAAGACGAAUUCAUAAUGGCUGAGGAGAACAAUCAUGCAGCUGAUGAUGACAUCGAUCAAGAGGAUAUCCGAAAUUUGCACAUCGAUGACGAUGAACGUUUCGCUGAUGCAGAGGAGGAAUAGACGGCACAUUCGACACCAUCAAUAGAGAUAUGGUUAUUUUCCAGUCUCAUUACAAAAAAAAAAAACAUGAACAGGAUGGUGUCGUUGAAAAGCAAUUGGGCCGCUAAACGAAUUUUGCAUUUUCAAUACAAUCUAAUUUUACUUGCUGGAUAAUUUUAAUUUCUCUUUUAAUUUGCACCGUACGGAUGGUCGUACCUAAAAUUUUAAGCUCUGAUAUGAAAAAAGAAAAGCAAAAAAUUUUACGUUGUAAGCAUUGAAUUAAACAAAAAAUGGGUUAAAAAUAAAAUUGAAGCAUAGAAUGCGCGGAAAAUA
This is a messenger RNA of Sitodiplosis mosellana (orange wheat blossom midge), 1059 nucleotides long. It is a transcript of the gene icln, whose product is annotated as methylosome subunit pICln. Gene Ontology annotation, cellular component: spliceosomal complex; cytosol. NCBI's taxonomy places the organism in Eukaryota, Metazoa, Arthropoda, Insecta, Diptera, Cecidomyiidae. Bases 139 to 747 code for a protein of 202 amino acids. The transcript has 5 exons. Gene Ontology annotation, biological process: mRNA cis splicing, via spliceosome. The record is from RefSeq and is a predicted model, not a curated record.